AUGAUGUCCAGAAGCCAGUCUAGUCUGGGAUACUUGGACGCGGUCCAGGAGCCCUCCGCGCAAGGCGCCUCCCCGUCCUUCCAACAACAGUCUUCGUCAGGCCCGAUCAACCUCUCUGGCCUGGUGUGCAAUGUGCGCCGGACAACCGGCAAGGAGCCUCACCCCCUGGUGGGUGCGACCACAACUAUCUUGGGGGACAAGCUAUACGUUUUUGGAGGACGGAUUCUUUCACGCAGUCGCCCGCAACUGACUUCCGAUCUGUAUGAACUGGAUCUCAUUCGGCGACACUGGACCAAGAUUGAGCCGACCGGGGAUAUUCCUCCACCGCGGUAUUUCCAUAGUGUAUGUGCGCUGGGUGAUAACAAGUUGGUUUGCUAUGGAGGCAUGUCGCCCGCGCCGAGCACACCCAAGGAUCCAUCGAAUCCUGCUGCAUCCACGCCGGAAUCCCAGUCGGAGGUGGUGGUCAUGUCGGACAUUCAUAUCUUCGACGUCCCCUCGCGGACAUGGACCCGUGUCGCAGCUCACGAGUCGCCACAAGGACGAUAUGCACACUGCGCUACGAUCCUCCCUUCCAGUGCCUCGUUUACCUCGGCCAGUGCGCCGUUGUCGGCGAUCCAUCACAACCCAGAGUCCACCACGCCGCACCAAGGCUCCAUUGGAGUCGAUAUCGAUGGGUUUGGCGGUGCGGAAAUGGUAGUUGUCGGUGGCCAAGACAGUUCCAACCAUUAUAUCGAGCAGGUCAGUGUGUUCAAUCUCCGCAGUCUCAAGUGGACCAACACCAGUCCCCUGGGACGCAGCUGUGGCGCAUAUCGCAGCGUGGUUGCGCCCCUGGUGGAGAUGGACGUCUCCGAGGUAGGCUCAGCCGCGCCCGACCGCGAGACUCACGAGCCGAUCGAGGAAACCGAGUCGACAGGCUGCCCUAUGCUGAUCUAUUCCAAUUACAACUUCCUGGAUGUUAAACUGGAGCUGCAGGUGCGUCUGCCGGACGGGCGCCUUGUUGAGCGACCGAUGCAGAGCCAAGCGUCUCCCCCUGGGCUGCGCUUCCCUAAUGGCGGCAUCAUUAAUGGCCACUUUGUGGUUAGCGGCACCUACCUGACAUCCUCGAAGCAAGAAUAUGCACUCUGGGCUCUGGAUCUUAAGACUCUGACUUGGGGGCGUAUUGACGCUGGUGGGGCAGUCUUUGGCCAUGGUAGCUGGAAUCGCGGUAUUCUCUGGCCGCGCCGCAGUGCCUUUGUCAUUCUUGGACAUCGGAAGCGAAGUCUCGUCGAUGACUACAACCAUCGACGGAUUAACUUCUCACACAUUUGUCUGGUCGAGCUUGAGGCCUUUGGGCUAUACAAUAAUCCAUCACGGACCGCUUCCACGUCGGGAUACAAAUCAUACAGUUCUCCCUCGGUUCCUGCAUCUUUACAACAGAAACUGUCCCAAUUGACGACCGGUGGCCGGCCUCUAUCCGCAACGUCAGAUGAACUAGGCAAGCUGGCCCUGUCAUUGCACGAAAUGUCGGACAUGGAGCUGCAGGCCGUGGGUGGAGAACGGAUCCCUGUCAACUCCCGUGUCCUUGCUCGCCGCUGGGGUCCAUACUUCAUCCAGCUUCUCCGCGAAUCGUCCGAUGGUGGAGUUGCGGACGCUGCAACGCUUCGUCCGGCUCUAAUGCACCCAAGCCGAAACUCAAGCAUCACCAUUACUCCGUCGGUUGGGCAUAAUAGCACCUAUUCCAAUGCGACGACCUUGGUUAACCCUGCGGUUCCUUCCAAAGCGCUCCUCGAGAACUUGGAGGCUCCCUCUGCCCAUGGCCUCGCGCCGACCUCACGGCCGCGCGUGCUCUACCUCCCCCACACCAUCCUCACCGUCCAAGUACUCGUCCAGUACCUCUAUACCUCAACUCUCCCUCCCCCAGGAUCCUCCCUGUGCACACCUCAGAUCCUCUGCUCCCUCCUCCAACUCGCGCGCCCAUACCAGAUAGACGGACUACUGGAAGCGACCGUUGAACGUCUGCACCAAGUCCUUGACGGACGCAACGCCGCAGCAGUCUUCAACGCCGCCGCCAUGGCUGCAGGCGGUGGUCGUGGCACCGGGUUCACCGGCGGCCUAGGCGGCACGCUAGAAGCCCUGAACGGAGCCCAAAGCACCGGCAACGGCACAAUCCCCGGCAUGUCAGAGGCUGGAACAAAUUCCCAACAGAGCGUGCUCCUCGCCUCCGACUCCUCCGAUACCGAGCACGGCGGCAUGACCGCCCCGUCAGCCUCCGGCAGCGCCAACGACCUAACCAAUCCCACGCGCGGUCUCCCCGCGCUACGCAUCGACACAAACCUGUCACAGCCACGCAGUCACCAGCGCGGCCGCCGCGACUCCACCAGCAACCCCAGCACGGCAACGUCCGCAUCCAGCGCUAGCUUCAGCCAGUCCGACUCGGAAUUCGUUAGUGACAGCGAGAGCCGGUCCGCGUCUCGCGCCCACCACCGUCGUGACACGGACGCUGAGCUCCGCCCGCAGCGUGAAAUCUGGACGGGCGAUUUGAGCAGCGUCAUUGGACUGCAGAAGCGUGGGUUGCGCGGGUUAAUGGAGGGGAGGAGGAUACGCGAGCGCAGUGCGAAGCCGCCUAGUGGUGGCAGUGGCACGACCUCUGUGCCUCCGUCGGCGGGAUCAGAUCACCAUCUGCCUCUGCAGGGGGUCGCGGGCUAA
Messenger RNA from Penicillium daleae, 2685 nucleotides. Its product is annotated as putative regulatory protein Ral2. Gene Ontology annotation, biological process: cell redox homeostasis. The coding region runs from base 1 to 2685 and encodes 894 amino acids. NCBI's taxonomy places the organism in Eukaryota, Fungi, Ascomycota, Eurotiomycetes, Eurotiales, Aspergillaceae. The record is from RefSeq and is a predicted model, not a curated record. Gene Ontology annotation, cellular component: mitochondrion; cytosol. The transcript has a single exon. Gene Ontology annotation, molecular function: protein binding.